This is a messenger RNA of Stylonychia lemnae, 558 nucleotides long. Lineage: Eukaryota; Ciliophora; Spirotrichea; Sporadotrichida; Oxytrichidae. The record is from the annotation of a GenBank genome assembly.
AUGUCAUUAACUUAUAUAUUCUACUACAUUCCCGAGGACAACGAAGACUUUAACUAGCUUAACUACUUUCCUAUCCAAAAAGCGAUUUAAGAGAUAAACUUGACUGAUAUUCGUUCAAACUUCCCAAUACCAGGAGAAUAUCACUUUAGAUUUCAGUAUAAAUACUAAGGACAGACAGUGUGGCUAGAUCUUUCAAAUGAAAAUGGCAAAUUGCCUAUUUCUGACGGCAUGAUCGUUAUUAAGGUACUUAGGACGAAAUGGACCAAUAAUCCCACCUAUGAGAAGAAGGUUAAGAAGCAGGUUUAGCCUCAAACUUAGCAGUAACAAUAGUACUAGGCUUCUCAUAGUCAUUCCAUGAACCCAGUAGUUGAUAAAAGUGCAGCUAAUUUAUUCGGAGACAAAUUGAAUUAAUAAAAGAAAGACUUCAGUAAUAGUAACAGAGGAUCAAAGAUUCAGCAAACUUCUAGUGAUCUUGGAUUUGGGGGAUUAAACUGGGCAAGUGACAACUAAUAGUAGAAUAAAAGCACAGCUAAAGACUUUGACUUGCUAUUCAGCUGA